UUUGAAGAGCAUUCACGUUACAAUCAUUCAUGAAAGUCAAAAGCCAACUCAAUUAAUAAUCCAACUAAGACAAGCUUUUCUCUAGAAUUCUUUCUCCUUUUUCCUAUCUCUUCUUCAACUUUCCACCAUGGAAGGAGGAGAAAAAGGUCACAUAGUCCUCUUCCCUUUCAUGGCACAAGGUCACAUAAUCCCUUUCUUAGCCUUAGCUUCAAAAAUCACACAAAAAGGUUAUCAAAUCACCUUCAUAAACACACCAUUAAACAUCAAGAAACUCAAAAAAACCAACCAUCCUUCAAUUCACUUUCUUGAAAUACCCUUUGAUAGUACUCAACAUGGGCUUCCACAAGAUGCUGAAACCAAUGAUUCUUUACCAUACAAUCUUGCAUUGAAACUUCUUGAAGUUUCCCCUUCACUUGAACCCAACUUCAAGAAAAUACUCACUCAACUUGUUGAGUUAAAGAUUGGAUUUUUCAAGAAAUCACAACCUAUUUGUGUUAUAUCAGAUUUAUUUUUUGGAUGGUCAGCUAAGGUAACUCAUGAACUUGGUAUAUUACAUACUAUUUAUUGUGGUGCUGUUGGUGGUUUUGGAUUAGCUUGUUAUUACUCUAUGUGGCUUAAUUUACCUCAUAGACAUACUGAUAAACUUGAGUUUAUACUACCUGAUUUUCAAGAAGCUGGAAAAUUUCAUGUCACACAAUUGUCACCUAGUCUUGUCAUUGCUGAUGGUAAUGAUCCUUAUUCAGUUUUUCAGAUGAAAAACCUUCCACUUUGGAAAAACUCAGAUGGGGUUUUGUUUAAUACAAUUGAGGAGUUUGAGAAAAAUGGAUUAAUGUAUUUUAGAAGGAAGUUGUGUAUACCAAUAUGGGCAAUAGGACCAAUACUUUUUCAAGAAAAUGACAAUGUAAGAAGUAGUACUAGUCCUAGGAAAGAACCAGGUAUUCAGUUUGAUAAAUGCAAAGAAUGGUUAGAUAGUAAGGAGAAAAGUUCAGUUCUUUAUAUAUGUUUUGGUUCACAAAACACAAUAUCAGCAUCUCAAAUGAUGCAACUAGCAAAAGCAUUGGAUGUUGUUGAAGUAAACUUCAUUUGGGUAAUUAGACCACCUUUAGGAUUCGAUGUUAAUGCUGAUUUCAAAUCGGAAGAGUGGUUACCGGAAGGGUUCAUUGAGAGAAAUCAAGAAAGUGAACAGAGAGGACUAAUAGUGUUGAAUUGGGCACCACAAGUUGAAAUCUUGGCUCAUGAAUCAAUAGGUGGAUUCUUGAGCAAUUGUGGUUGGAACUCAGUUCUUGAAUCACUAAUUAAUGGGGUUCCAUUAAUUGGAUGGCCAAUGGCAGCUGAUCAAUUCUUUAAUGCUAAGUUCUUGGUAGAAGAAAUUGGUGUUUGUGUGGAAAUGGCUAGAGGGACAACAUUUGAUGUAAGCUAUCUGGACAUAAUUGAAAAGAUUGAGUUGGUUAUGGAUAGUGAAAGUGAGAAGGGGAAAAGAUUAAGGGGUAAAGCUUGUGAAUUUAAAGAAAUGAUUAAAGAUGCAACUAGAGAUGAUGAUGAUUAUAAAGGGUCUUCUAUUAGAGCUAUGGAUGAAUUUUUUAAUUUGUUGAUGAAAGAAAGGUAAGUACAACAGAUCUUUAUGGCCGGUUCUUUCUCGAAUCUUGUGCAUAGAGGAGCUUUAGUACAUCGGAUUCAUCUUUAUGGCCGGUCCUUCCUCGAAUCUUGUGCAAAGAGAAGCUUUCGUACAUUGGGUUGCUGGUGAAAGAAAGGAUAGAGGUUGGCUCACAACAAUUGGCUUCUUUUUGUUAAUAAAGAAAGGGAAAAUCUAGAAGAAAAGUUCAACCUUUUUCUUUAUUUUUUAUAUAAAUUUUUGGAUGUUUCUAGGUUCUUCUUUUGUUUAUUUCACGGCUAAUUAAGAGAAGCAUGAUAGAGUAUGCGUAAUAUGUUGUAGAAAUGUGAGGUAAGGUUGUAUAUGAUUAAACCCUUGUGGUUCGUUCCUUCUAUGGAUCUCGUACAAUAUGGAGUAGAAAUGUGAGGUGAGGUUGUAUACAAUUAAAUCCUUGUCAUUCCUUCUUCGUAUUUCGCGCAUUAUUAAGAUAAAUAUUGCGUUUGUUCA
Molecule: messenger RNA, 2098 nt
Organism: Capsicum annuum
Lineage: Eukaryota; Viridiplantae; Streptophyta; Magnoliopsida; Solanales; Solanaceae
Product: UDP-glycosyltransferase 92A1
Exons: 1
Coding region: 128-1606 (492 amino acids)
Molecular function (GO): UDP-glycosyltransferase activity
Source: RefSeq, a predicted model, not a curated record